Molecule: messenger RNA, 2062 nt
Organism: Durusdinium trenchii
Lineage: Eukaryota; Dinophyceae; Suessiales; Symbiodiniaceae
Source: the annotation of a GenBank genome assembly
GAGUGCCGAGACUGGAAGCCCCAGCCCUUCGGCCAGUCCUGUGAGUAGAAGUGGGAGCGGAGGCUUGGCCGACGUGCCAUGCCCCGUGUACCUGCGGCUGAUGGAGGGCUUGGUCGAAGAAGAGAUUGCUGGGCUGGGGGAGUGCUUGAGCAUGUGUGCCGGACGGAGCCGCACGUUGAAGCUCCUGGGCUUUCAGCAUUUGCAUUACGAUGCACGCUUGCAGGGCUUCCUGGAAACUCGGGCGAACACAGUGCUGCGACCAUUGAUCACGGAUGCCUUCCUACUCGCGCGGAGCUUUUUGGGCCUCCGGGAGGCAGCACGCCAAGGCGCUUUGUGGCGAAGGCUUGUCUCUCAUCAGCAAGAGAAGCGGCAAGCAGCGAAACAGUUGGCCAGAGUCGUGGAGGAGCACUGCCAGCAGCGGCGUGUGGUGAAGGAACAUGUCACCAGGCUGCUGAACAGCCAAACGGAAGAGUUCCUGAUUUUCAGCCUGUCCGAGUGGGCCCGAGUGGCUCAACGGGCAAUGUUUGAACGAUGCAUGAGCAGGUUGGAGCAGCUCUCUGAGGAGCAUGAGCUUCAACGCUCCGAGAAGGAGGCGCUGCGGGAGAAACAUGUCCGGGAGCGGCUCCAGAAAUACAGCUCCUUGUUGGGGCAGAUGCAGGGCACUUGCUUUGCGGCCUGGAAAGCCGCAGCGGAAGAUGGUCGGCUUCGAGAGCGACGGCAGCAGCGGUUGAAGAUGAGCUUCUUCAAUCAAACGACGGCGCUCUUGGAGUCGGUGGUGCAGACCUGGUUUCAAGUGGCCCGCGACCAUCGAAUAACUCGCCGGAGGCAAGAAAUGCUCCGGGAUAAGAAACUUCGGGAGGUGACGCGGAUCCUCCUCACUGGGAUGCUACAUGGAGCCGAGCUCUUCUGCAUCCUCGAGGCCUGGCAUCAAAUGGUGCAAGAGCGCCGUUCCGGCGAAGAGAAAAAGCUCAAAGCCCAGAAGGUCAUCUCUCAGUUGGCCUCAGAUCAGCUGGGAAUGGCCUUCACUGGUUGGUGCGCGGCUUGCAAGGCCCAGCGUGCUGCAGAGGCACAGCGUUUUCAGGCGGUGCAAAAGACUGUCCUUGUAGGACUGCAAGCCACAGUGGGCGUUGUAUGGGCUGCUUGGGCCAAAGGCUUGGCUAAGCGAAAACGGAAACAGCAACUUCUGCAGCACCUGUCCGCCUCCUCGGAGCAGAGCCUUCAACUGGCCUUCGGUGCCUGGUGGCGGCACUGCAACGUCUCGAAGGCACGACAUUCUCGCAGAAGCUCCGCGGCAGAGCGGGCUGUUUUGAAGAGCCUCAGGGGCAUCCUGUCGGAGAGCUUCACGGAGUGGAAAGACCUUACGCGCAGUGAAAGGCUUCACGUGCUUGGAGGCCAAUUGGCCCGAGCCAAAGGCAACGUGAAGGCCUUGAGCGCCUUGAAGCUGAAGACCGUUUUGCAGCAGGAGAGCGGCUGCAUGUGUAGGAUCCUGAUGUGCUGGCAGUUGUGGACCUCAGAACAGCUGGCCAUCCAAAAGGAGCGCCGCCGACUGGCGCGCACCGCUGGGCUGGGCCGCUCAUCAGCCAUCCGCUUGCAGUGCCGUUUGACGCAGCAGCGGGUGAUGUUGGCUUGGCUGAUGAUGAGCAAGCUCCGACCCACCGCAGAGAAGCCGGGCACCUUCAUCGUGAAGUCCUUGCCGGAACCACAGGCCCGCCUGGCCCUUCCGAGCCCAGUGCAAGUGGUCACGUCAGUGGAAGCCAUCGAUGAGCCGCCGCAGGCAGUGACCUUUGAGGUGGAACGUUCGCCCAAGGACUCUCCCGAGUCGGCAGCCGCAGCAGCUGCCUGGCUCCAGGCCUCAGAAGCACCGAGCCCCAGCAGGUUCCGGGUCACCACCAGCCCCACGCGGGCGAGUGAGCGAUAUACCCUGGCUUCGAAGGCCGCAACAAAUGAUGGAGAUUAUCGCCAGCUGCUGGAGCACCACCGGCGAGAGAUCCGCGAACAACGCGAGGCUGCAAGACGCAGCUCUCCCGAGAGGGUGCAGCAGUGGGGCGUGUGGGCCAAAUGA